UUGCAGUAUGUAGCACUCAUAACUCCUGAUGCCCUCAUUGCAAAAUAAAAUGGAGGGAAUAGGAAAGGACCAUGCUUAUUCAGAACCUGACCACCAGCCUCCGCCAGCCAGUGAGGAGUAUGUUGUACCAGGUAAUGCUUUGCUGCACCAUGAGGAGUAUGCUGUACCAGAUGUCAUCAUCACAAGGCGUUUGAGAGACCGAGAGCUGCUCAGGAAAAGGAAAACAGAAGCCCAAGAGAAAGACACUAUUCAGUGGGUCCUGGGGGAGGAGAAGAACAAACGGCAAAAGAGGGGCCGAGGAGCUGGAAGAGGAAGGGGCCGACCACUGGUUACACAGCCGGAGCCUCAGCCUAAAGAGUCAGAGAAUGAGCUGUCAGAGCAAGCCCAGACCCCGCAAGAGCACCCUGUGAUCACAGUCCAAGAGCUGCCCAGUGGCACCCCACAGGAGGCAGUGGAGGGGAUCUCAGCUGAGGGCGAUUUGUUUGCAGCAGAGCAGAAAGAAGCACCCGGGUCAGCAGAAGGGGAAAUACUAGAGGAUUUGAACACUCCUCUGGAAAAUGACUACCAGGAUAAUGAAUACUGCCCCUCUGCUGUAUUUUGAAUUUUUCUUUUCUUCUUCUUCAACAGUUGCAUCAGUUGAAUUCCAAAUACUGGUACAAUGAUUUAGAUGUGCUAUUUCUGUGUAAGGAAUAAAACCCAAAAGCUUGUGCUGUUACCCUCCUAACUUGCUGUUUUGCAUUCAUACAAAUACUGGGGAAAUCCUUUAAUUUUCUUGAAAAAUAAUAAACUGCUAGAG
Molecule: messenger RNA, 796 nt
Organism: Alligator sinensis (Chinese alligator)
Lineage: Eukaryota; Metazoa; Chordata; Crocodylia; Alligatoridae
Gene: HEMGN
Product: hemogen
Exons: 4
Coding region: 29-601 (190 amino acids)
Biological process (GO): cell differentiation; regulation of osteoblast differentiation
Cellular component (GO): nucleoplasm
Source: RefSeq, a predicted model, not a curated record